AUGAUUUUUAGAAAGGCCAAACGACGUCGUUUGAAGCCCCAACCCCUCCUUAAUCCCCCGACCAGUCUUCGGAAACGAUACGCCUUCAUCAAUCGAAACUCUUCUGCUCUUCGUUCUACAUUGCUUACCGUCUUCGGAUACCUUCAAGAACUACCACACAUCUCUUUGCCAUGGAGAACACCGGAGCAAGUAGCGGGUUCCAGUACAAGAGAAGAAGAAUUCUAACCCAAACACAAAGGGAGGAGAUGGAGAAUGAAAACCAGAUUUCUGCUGAGGUAACUCCAUCUGUGGAGGGUCAAUCGUUCCUGGAUGCUUCGGAAAUUGAGGUUCCAGCGUUGGCUUGCACCAUUGAUAUUGAUAAAAUACCUGGAAUGAAGUUAACCCUGAAAUCUUCUUUGGGGGAGUUCCAGAAUCUGAUGGGCGAAGGACUUGGAGAUCAUCCAGAAGUUCUUGAUUUGUUUAGGGAGAGCACCCCUUUUUCUCAUUUUUUGGAUGUUGAGUGUAUUCCUCCUCCUCUGUUCCUAUGGCAACUCAUUGCGAGGGAAGCCAAAAUAAAGAGGAAAGGAGAGAUGUGGUUCGUUUUCAAAGGAGUUCCUGCUGAGUCUACCCACGAGACAAUGGGAACAGAAGAUGCUACCUCAAUGAAGCCUCUGCAGGAAAUGGUUGAGUCUUGCCAUGAGGUAAUGGAAACAGACGCUGCUGCUGCUUCUAUGAAACCUCUGCAGGCUGAGUCUACCCACGAGACAAUGGGAAUAGAAGAUGCUGCCUCAAUGAAGCCUCUGCAGAAAAUGGUUGAGCCUAGCCAUGAGGUCAUGGAAACAGACGCUGCUGCUUCUAUGAAAACUCUGCAGGACAAGAGAGUGAAAAAGAAGUCAUCCAGUUUGAAGUCUCCUUAUACAGCGGACGUGAGGAAGAAAAAGAAAGCCGAUGAGCUCUUAUCUAAGCCGCCAACUAAAGCAGAUCUUUUGGAAUUUAAGAGCUUCAUCGUAAAAGCAAUUAAAGAUGACCGCCCUGUACAAUGCUACCUCGCCCAGUACAAGGAGAUUCAGGAUUUUGUGAAAACGUUCUAGACUGACCUUAUCACUCCAGGUUUUUGGGUAGCGGAUACUGUAAGUUGCAUUAACCUUUCAUUCUUCGUACACAAACAAUGCUUAUAUCUUUCGUUUUCUAAUAACAUAUUACUUUUGUU
Molecule: messenger RNA, 1189 nt
Organism: Cuscuta campestris
Lineage: Eukaryota; Viridiplantae; Streptophyta; Magnoliopsida; Solanales; Convolvulaceae
Source: the annotation of a GenBank genome assembly